UGUCAGCUCUCAAGUGGCUAGCUAGUGGCUAUGUCCUGGCUAUCAGAUACCCUUGGCAAAGUUCGGGAGCAAGGCAGCUCCUUGGUAACUGCGGCGAAGCAAGUCAAACAUCGGCUUACUUCCGAGCAGGGUGAUGCACAGUUGGAGUCACAAGCGCUGGCUGCCGUUGCUGCUGGCCCCAACGCGGUGGAGCAGCUAUGCCAGGCCUGGUCCAGGCAACUCAACACCGCGGCCAGCGUGUCGGGCGGUGAUGGAAUCUCCAAGGAUCACUUUUGGCAAGCCUUGCUUCGAAGUCGAGCUGUAGAGUCACUGCUGGAGGGACAGCAUGCUCAAUAUGCGCAACAUGCCGGUCAAAGUGGCCAAUUCGAUGGGACCGCACUUCGUUUACUGGUGUCACGGGUUCUUCCUGACGAUCACGCAGCGCUCGGACAAGAAUUGGUGACGAUCAUCACAGGCGAACGUGGUGAUCUUGCCAGUGAUGAACACACAAACUUUGCUGCUGAAUUGAUUUCGAGCUCCAAGGUGGACUCUCGUUCUGAGGCGUUGUUUGCUGAGAGCCUUGAGCUGCGGAAAUCUCGAGAGAAGCUGGUGCAGGAGCUACAGAAGCUGAGCUCCGGUGGCGAGUCCUUGGACAGGCCAGCUCGACGUGUUGAAGUAUCUUCUGAACUUCUAGGAAACUUUGAAGCUUCAAAUCAAGGCCUUGAGGAGGCAGGACGACACUGUAUUGCCACUUCUGAGGCUCGCCAGCAGAAGAUCACCAAGCUCUUGGGAGACAUCGAGGCAUAUGCCAUGUCUUUGGAAGGAUCUGAAGGAGUUGGACAGACACAGAAUGCUUUGCAAGACAAGCUCCGAGAAUGUCAUAAUGCGCUGUCAGCGGAACUUGCCAAGAUUGACAAGCAACGCGAGUCCUCAGAUCGUCAAAUCGAGUCGUUGGAAAAUAAGAAGCUGAUGAUUCGCCAAAAGUUACAAAGCCUUGACGACAAGCUUCACUCUGCACGAGAAGUACAGCGCUCGUGUUUUGAACAGCGAGAUCUGUGCAGGAAAGCCGUGGCCGAUGUCGAGGGACAAUUUCGAUCCCAGCUACGUGAGGUCGAAGAGGAAGGACUUCAGGCGAGAAAAGAACAUGAUGCUGCAAAGAAGGUUAGAAGCGCAGCAGUGGAAGCUGAAUCCUUAUCCUCACAAGCUCUGAAGGCAGCUGCAGAUGAGCUUGAAAUGAAGGCUUUGCAAUUUGAUGAUCAUCUUUUGACCGUCUUGAUGGAUCACCUUGAACAAGAAGAACAGAGAAUCCACCAGUUGGCGCGGGAAGCGCAGCACUGCCAACAGGUUGUUCAGAAGCACAAGGCUGAAAUACAGAUGCUGAACGUCAUGGACCGCCCAGCAAAUUCCGUGCUUGACUCACAGGAACACAAGCGUCUUCGGCAAACUGCUGCAGCAGUGGAUGUGGCCUUGAGAGCCUGUGCUACCUUCGUGCGAGACUUCGGUCCUUUCCUUGACAAAGACGCUGAAGCAACAGCUCGUGUUCGCACGUUAGAAUCACAUCAUGGCCAAGUCUUGCAAAAGCUGGCACCAUGCCGCGAAUUUCUGGGAAGUGAUUUGCCAUUUCCAGGACAACCUAGAACAUCAACUCCAACACCACCAGGGCAGUCUCCACAGCAGUCUCCGCAGCAGUCACCAAAGCAGUCACCACAGCAGUCACCUCAGGCAGCUUCACAGCCAGUGUCACCACGCGCAACAUAUGGCAGUCAACCCAACAUGGGACAAAUCUCUCAACCAGUGCAGCAGUCACCGCAGCAGGCGGCAGCUUCACAGCCAGUGUCACCAUCUGCAGCACCAGGCAGUCAACCCAACAUGGGACAAAUCCCUCAACCAGUGCAGCAACCAGUGCAGCAGUCGCCGCAGCAGGCGGCAGCUUCACAGCCAGUGUCACCACAUGCAGCACCAGGCAGUCAACCCAACAUGGGACAAAUCCCUCAACCAGUGCAGCAACCGGCGCAGCAGUCACCGCAGCAGGCGGCAGCUUCACAGCCAGUGUCACCACGUGCAGCACCAGGCAGUCAACCCAACAUGGGGCAAAUCCCUCAACCAGUGCAGCAACCGGCGCAACAGUCGCAGCAGGCGGCAGCUUCACAGCCAGUGUCACCACAUGCAGCACCGGGAAGUCAACCCAACAUGGGACAAAUCCCUCAACCAGUGCAGCAACCAGUGCAGCAGUGGCCGCAGCAGGCGGCAGCUUCACAGCCAGUGUCACCACAUGCAGCACCGGGAAGUCAACCCAACAUGGGACAAAUCCCUCAACCAGUGCAGCAACCGGCGCAGCAGUCACCGCAGCAGGCGGCAGCUUCACAGCCUGUGUCACCAUCUGCAGCACCAGGCAGUCAACCCAACAUGGGACAAAUCCCUCAACCAGUGCAGCAACCGGCGCAGCAGUCGCCGCAACAGGCGGCAGCUUCACAGCCUGUGUCACCACAUGCAGCACCAGGCAGUCAACCCAACAUGGGACAAAUCCCUCAACCAGUGCAGCAACCGGCGCAGCAGUCACCGCAACAGGCGGCAGCUUCACAGCCAGUGUCACCACGUGCAGCACCAGGCAGUCAACUCAACAUGGGACAAAUCCCUCAACCAGUUCAGCAGCCACCGCAGCAGGCGGCAGCUUCACAGCCAGUGUCACCACGUGCAGCACCAGGCAGUCAACCCAACAUGGGACAAAUCCCUCAACCAGUGCAGCAACCGGCGCAGCAGUCACCGCAACAGGCGGCAGCUUCACAGCCAGUGUCACCACGUGCAGCACCAGGCAGUCAACUCAACAUGGGACAAAUCCCUCAACCAGUUCAGCAGCCACCGCAGCAGGCGGCAGCUUCACAGCCAGUGUCACCACGUGCAGCACCAGGCAGUCAACCCAACAUGGGACAAAUCCCUCAACCAGUGCAGCAACCGGCGCAGCAGUCACCGCAACAGGCGGCAGCUUCACAGCCAGUGUCACCACGUGCAGCACCAGGCAGUCAACUCAACAUGGGACAAAUCCCUCAACCAGUUCAGCAGCCACCGCAGCAGGCGGCAGCUUCACAGCCAGUGUCACCAUCUGCAGCACCAGGCAGUCAACCCAACAUGGGACAAAUCCCUCAACCAGUUCAGCAGCCACCGUAGGGAGAUAGGACUCAGGAGUGUGAAGUAUGAACUUAGAGUUGCACGUGUUUUGAUUGCUGAGCAAGCUCUCUGUAGAAAUUUGAUUGCUGAGCAAGCUCUCUGUAGAAAUUUCUCGGACAAAGCAGAACCUGGUAUAGCAACUUGAUGGCGGCCAAGAUUCUUUCAGCGCCUGGAUGUGAAGAGCCUGGACAGUGCUUGUCAGGUGGAGAAUAAGGAGCAGAACAGCUUUCUGCAUCUUUGUGUCCAAGGAAACAUGCCAGAAACAAAAAUUAUGCCAAUCAUGCUUGAUGACUGGAGCAACUUUGGGUAAGGAAAUUGAAGUGGAGCUGUGAGGGUGUCAAGGUUUCACCAGAACACAAUAGGAUCAAUGACUCAAUGACCAAAGGUCAGCGGUUCUGAAGCAUGCAUCAGUCACAGCCUAUUGAUGGAACAAAAAG
Molecule: messenger RNA, 3581 nt
Organism: Cladocopium goreaui
Lineage: Eukaryota; Dinophyceae; Suessiales; Symbiodiniaceae
Source: the annotation of a GenBank genome assembly